AUGCCUUCCAUAUCCUCCACCUACCUGCUACCCGCAAUCAUACUUAACCCCGCCUUCAUUCUCCAUCUCAUAAACACUUUCGUAUCGCAUUACAUGCCACCCCCACCAACUGCUUCCCGAUCGCCCCAUCCUACAUUCGAACGCCUUGGUCCGCUCCCCGGUUCCACACCGUAUCUUGACAUGCACGAUAAUGAUCAAUUGUGCUGGGGAUACACAAUUCUCAUGGUCCUCGUACAAGUCGUUGCUUUCGGAAGAGUUCAAGAUAAUCGAAGUGCCAAGAAGAUUGCUAAAGCCGCAAAGAUUGAAAAGAGUAGAAAAGAGAAAUUGGAAAAAGCGCAAGCCGAAAGAAAAGAAGUAAUGUCAAAACUCAAUGAGAUAAUGGGCAAAGUAGACAGCAAGACCGAUUGCCCGACACUAAUUAAUAUCUCGGAGAAUGGGAACCCGCUUACGGCACAUAACUCUGAACAUCUCAACGGUCUUGACGGUUCGAAAACUUUUCCUUGUACCGAGAGUGAAGGGAGCUUAACAGAGACGAGCGAGGAGGAAAUGAUGAUUUGAACCCUCUCUAGAUUUCUUCUGUCUUUCUUUUCGCAUCGUCUUUCGGGUAUUCAUGUGAGAAUCACACAGGGAGGAGUAGGAAAAAGUGGCGUGGCGUUUCCCGGGGGUCUGUCUGUUUGGUCUUUUCUGGAGUUGAUGAUACACAAGAAUUUGGGACUUUUUGCUGUUUUUCUCGGUCGGUCUGCGGGUUAUCAGUACAUGUAGACAAGACGUCUUUCCAAAGGAAAAGAAUAGAAAUACAAAUGUCAUUUUCUUCUUCUUCAUGAGUUGAAAGGUGCAUGUGGUUCCGAGGGAUCCGGGUUCUCAAGAUGACUAACCAGCCGCUUAGGGUGGUGUCAUUUCAGGCUAUUUGGAAAGCCGGGUGGAAUCUUUCCGUCUAGACUCUAUUCAUAGAUAGGUAAGUAACCAAGGGAGAUCUCUGUUUUUAUAUCCGGGGUUAGAAGGUUAGAAGGUAAGAAGGUUAGUACUAGAGUAAUAUAUUAGGGGAUUUAAGGUUAGUACUAUUAGAUAAAUAGAGUUAGACUUUACCUAAGCCGCGUAAGUUUAUAAUUCUACCUUACUAGGUAGGUAAUAUCUUAGAUAGUACUAGGUAAACUUUAGAACUUUUUAUUUUAUUUUAUAUAAGUAUAAGUAUAUUUUAAUAGUAUCUUUUAAUAGAGAUAGUUUAUAGAGUUUUAGAUAUAAUUAAAAGUAAUUACUUUCUUUUUAUUAUUUUUUUAAUUGGGAAGUUUAUAGGAAGUAUUAGCGGUAGAGUCUAUAGUAUUUAGAGAUAGAAGUGCUAGAGAUAAAUACUUAGAAGAUUAAGUUAAGUGUUUAGAAAGCCCCGGAUAAUUAAUUACUCGUAUACCCUAGAAAUACAAAGGUCAAUUGUAAAGGGAAGUACCUAUUAGAUCAGAUUCAGAGUGGAUCUACUGCGUACACCUUGGCGACUUGGCUUGGUGGACUACUGAAGGUGGACUAAAAAUGUGAGUUGUCUUUGUUAUUUCUCUAUCUUUUGGUCUUUGUGCUGCAAACUUCAGCUACAUUUGUGGGUUCUUGGUGGAAGUCAAGAACCUCUUUAUCUCGAAUCCUCGCCUAGCAUUUUGUGGAGGAAAAUGACCAGGGUAGCGUGUUCAUAGGGCGAGAAAGUAGAUGGAAUAAUCGGCUUAGAAGAGUAUCUACACAAUGAUUAAACUAUUCUUCCUAGGCUUAUUUCUAUAGACUAAAUCCAUUAACGAAUCAAGAGCGUUCUCAUUUAUGACGUUGUAGGAAAGAGACUUUCCUUCCCGUCGGUGUGUUCACAGGAGGCGAGCUCGUGAUCACGCGCAAGCGUGGGGUGGUUUCGGUCAUGCACGCAAUCCUCUUCGUUGCGCUCAAUCCUGUACCAUCUUAACAACAUCCUUAUUGUUUCUCUUCUAAAGUCAUAUAAUUGCGAGGCAAAAUCUGACGCUCUACCGGAUCUUUUUCAGAAGACUUGAAUCAUUCGUGUCUGCUUGACGCGUGGCCUUGGAAGCGUCUCAAGAAGCGUCCACGCUUUUGCCGCAUCGGCAAGCGCGCAAUUGAACGAAACUAGCCAUUAUACCACUAUUUACACCCAUUUAGCGACACGCGAAGCGAUUUACGGGAGCGCGACAGAGUGGAAAAGGUUGGGACUGAUGGCUGAGAGAGAAUUAGCAGUUCCUGCGCGAACUGAAACCACGUUGUCAGCGAGUCAUCGUCGCGAAGAGACAGGUGGAAUUGCAAAGCAGAACGCGACGGGUAUCGACAUGAAGGCCUCGAAGUUGGACAAUACUCUUGUUCGCACAGCUCAUGAUGCGCAGGGCCUGUUGCAAAAGUAUUCGGGAAUUGAUCGAGUUGGGAGUGCGAUAGGGAAAGGGUUCCAUAAAGAAGAUCAAAACAACGCGCAUACGAAUCCACAAUCGAAUUCGAGUGACAAUUCCCAAUCCACAAUCGCAUCUCCUCCGACUUCCUCCUCAGAAGGGUUCUCAUCGCAGACUACGAAUCAGGAUGGACCGUUGUCUCAGUUGUCCCAAUUGUCCCAAUUGGCUGCUCAACAGCAGCCUUUGACAAAUGCUACGCGACCCACUCUCUCAAUAUCACCGACUGCGGGACAAAAGAGGACGGCGGAUGGACAGAUAAAGGAAAACAUCUCCAAUUCGCCCAUGAGUCCUCGUCCCCGAGGGCAUUCGAGAAAUACCAGUGCCGUAAGCAAUUUGUCUUCGUCGAGUAACAGACUUGGACAGGUAAGAAUAAAACUGGUCCAAGAGAAUGUCCCUAACAAACCCCAGCUAUCUGCGGAAUUAAGAACGCGUCUUUCUUAUGCCAUGGUCAAAGUGCACAAUGGAUGGCAAUCAAACUCAAUUGGUGAGGUAGAAUCUCUAGCAUCACAAGCAGCUUCUCCCACGUCAUCCUCUUCAACAUUACACGGUCGUCGAAAUCUAGUAACAUCACCACGAACUGCAAUAGCCAGUAUACAAGGGCAAUCCGGCAGUGGAAGUAACUCUUCAUCCCAACAGACUGUGGAUUUCGACCUGUAUUCGGCAAAUGGACAACCAACUCGAACAUACGAAUCCUUCUGGCGAGAUCAUUCCGUCGCACACAAUCCUUCGCCGAGACACUACCAAGUCUCACCACCUUCCAGAUCACUUGCCCCGCCAGCUGAUAUCCGACCAACCCCAACAUCACGUCGAUCUGGGACCCCCAAAUUCAGUAAACCCCCGACAAUUCCAGGCCAUAAUUCCAAUUCCUCGCUAUUGUCAAAUACUCCACUAACACCCAAUCGAGAUAUGAGAGAAGGGCCCCGCAUCCACACACCGACGCAAAAAACCCUCCAGGAACAAGACGCCAUAGAAACAUUACUAUUCAUGAGCAGUCCGGGAAAUUCAGGAAACAUGGCUCACACGUUUCCACCGAGGAGUCAGGCAUCACCACAACAAAGUCCGCUACGCACCGAGUUCAGUCAUCAAACCAGACCUGCUCAUGGGAAGAAAGUCGGGUUCGAUGUCACUGCCACGAGUGAGAGUGCGGCUAGUAGUGAGGCGAGUGGUGGUGCGCAGUAUAGAAGGAGGGGAACCGGUGGCUCGGGGAAGACGACGAGGGAGAGGGAGGCGGCGAUUGAUCGGUUGUUGGAGGAGAUGGGGGACUCGAGUAGUGAUGAGGAGGAGAGGUUGGUGUUGAAUAAGUACUCGAGUCCGAGGAGGUCGAUUGCCACGGCGGGAAGGUAGUAUAUUUGUGGAUCUCGAUGUGUUUUGUUGUAAAGACUUGCUUUGGCGAGCCCUUUUUGGGGUAUACCGUCGUUUCAUUUUUCUUUUCUUCUUUCUAUGUUUACUUCUUUUUGGAUGAGGUGCAUAGCAUGAUACCAUAUCUGGCAUUGCUUCUUUUCGCCCGUCCCCGCCCCCUUUUUUUUGUUCUUUUUUUUGUUUGAUAUAUAUGGAUAUAUAUUCAUGAUACAUGACCUCUUAUGAUAAGGUGAUGCAUAACAUACAUAUUUUGGAGUUCUUUUUCUUUCGUGUCUCUUUUCUUAU
Hymenoscyphus albidus is the source of this 4061-nucleotide messenger RNA. The record is from the annotation of a GenBank genome assembly. Lineage: Eukaryota; Fungi; Ascomycota; Leotiomycetes; Helotiales; Helotiaceae.